UCUAUGUUUCACACAGCAUUACUGCGUAUGCCCAGUUGACGGUAGAGGGGGAAUGUAUCGACAACUAUCUAUCAUAAGUGCGGGUUUACGUUCGCUAAUAUGCGAGUAGUGUGUUCAGUCACUCCUGUAGAGCUAAAUUCUUGAGCAAGUGUUUACAAAUUGAUGAAUUCGAGGUACAGUGUUGGCUACUCGAAGCGUAUAACCUCGAAUAUUUUUUCGGCGAAAAAAUUUGCUUUUAAAGUAAAAGUAAAUACGUUUAAUAACAUAUCGAGCGAUGGAAACAGGCGAAGCACACGAUAAAGAAAAGUCGAAUGAUACUUGGCUGGAUGCAAGCGACAUUAAUAUUUUUUAUUCGGGAGACUCUUCCGAAGUCAACAAUUUUGAAACAUUCCCGUUUUAUCAAUCAUCAGUCGAUCACGUGAAUGAGGUUAUGGCAUCACAACAAAAGUUUGAUGAAAAAAUAUUUAUUGAUUUUAAACCUGAACUCAAGUCUUUAUCGACAAACAUCUGCAAAACUGAGUAUCAAAGUUGUCAAUCUAUUGUGAAAAUAGAAAAUGAAAAUCAGAAUGACACAUAUGAAAAUUUAAUCAUUGAUUUUGAGUGUAAAAAUCUUAAGCCAGAAUUAACAUUACUAUCGACAACCACCUGCGAAUCAGCGGGUAAAAGUUUUCAACCUAUUGUGAAAGUAGAAAAUGAAUAUCAGGCCAAUUCCACGAGUGGGAAUUCAAUCAUUUUCAUAAAAAAAGAAUUCGAUUACGAUAACAACUGUCGAGUGAAUACAAGUUCCCGUUUUAAAUAUGGUGAAAUUCAGAACACGGAAAAUUUGGAAAAAAAUAGUGAAACAAGAUUAUCAUUCGAGUCAAAAAUAUGUCCAAAAGCAUAUGAAGCAAAAAAAUUUCCAAGAAAAAAUAUCAAAAUGAAAUAUGAUUCCAAUAGAUCGUCUGAAUAUGAAAUUUGUAAUAAAUCAUUAAGCAGCAAAUCAUUUGGACAAGCAGGUCCCCUCAAAUCUCACAUAUUUGAGGUACACGAUCAAAGCAAACCUUUCGAGUGUGAAAUUUGUCACAAAUCAUUUAGAUACCCGAGUGAUCUCAAGAAACACAUAAAUGGGGUACAUGAACGUAGCAAGCCCUUCAAGUGCGAGAUUUGUCACAAAUCAUUUAUAUACCAGAGUCGACUCAAGCACCAUGUCAUCUCAGUACAUUAUCGUAGCAAACCCUUCGAAUGUGACAUUUGUCAAAAAUCAUUUGGGCGAAAAAGUCACCUCACAGUUCACAUAAAUGGAGUACAUAAACGUAUCAAACCCUUCGAAUGUGAGAUAUGUCAUAAAUCAUUUGGUCAAAAAAGUAUCCUCAAAAUUCACAUAAUGUCAGUACAUGACCGAAUUCAAUAUUUUGAGUGUGAUAUUUGUCACAAAUCAUUAAGAGGAAAAAGUAACCUAAAAACUCAUACAAAAACAGUACAUGAUCGUAUCAAUCCGUUCAAAUGUGACAUUUGUCACAAAUCAUUUGGACAAAAAAGUAACCUCAACAGACACAUAAGGAUAGUACAUGAUCAUAGCAAACUUUUCGCAUGUGACAUUUGUCACAAAUCAUUUGGAUACAAGAUUGACGUCAAGACUCACAUAGAAGAAGUGCACUUUCGUAAAAAACCCUUUGAAUGUGAGAAUUGUCACAAAUCAUUUGGAUAUAAGCAUAUACUUCAAAGGCACAUAAUUACAGUACAUGAUCGACACAAAUCCCUCGAGUGUGAGAUUUGUCAAAAAUCAUUUGGACAAAAAGGUGACCCCAAGAAACACAUAACUGCAGUACAUGAUCGCAAAAAACCCUUCGAAUGUGAAAUUUGUCACAAAUCAUAUGGAUACAAACAUCACCUUCAGCACCACAUUAAAGUAGUACAUGAUCGGAACCAAUUAUUCAGUAGUGACAUUUGUCAAAAAGCAUUUGGACAAAAAGGUACGCUAAAAUCUCACAUGAUCAUGGAAAACUCCUACUAUUGUGAUAAUUCUCCGGAGACAUUUAGAAGCAAUGAAGAUUUCUAUAAACAUAUGAGUACGCUAUUUAGUUUUGGAAAAUCUUACAUCCAUUAAAUUAUUGAAAAAUAAUAAAAUAUUUCAAAUUGUUAUUCAUUUUGUCAUGACUGUCGUCGUAAAUAACCUCAGAUAAAACAA
Trichogramma pretiosum is the source of this 2167-nucleotide messenger RNA. Its product is annotated as zinc finger protein 708-like. The transcript has 3 exons. Gene Ontology annotation, biological process: regulation of transcription by RNA polymerase II. Gene Ontology annotation, molecular function: DNA-binding transcription factor activity; RNA polymerase II cis-regulatory region sequence-specific DNA binding. The record is from RefSeq and is a predicted model, not a curated record. NCBI's taxonomy places the organism in Eukaryota, Metazoa, Arthropoda, Insecta, Hymenoptera, Trichogrammatidae. Bases 275 to 2086 code for a protein of 603 amino acids.